This is a messenger RNA of Saprolegnia diclina VS20, 1068 nucleotides long. RefSeq lists its product as hypothetical. Gene Ontology annotation, molecular function: protein-folding chaperone binding. The record is from RefSeq and is a predicted model, not a curated record. Lineage: Eukaryota; Oomycota; Saprolegniomycetes; Saprolegniales; Saprolegniaceae. The coding region runs from base 91 to 972 and encodes 293 amino acids. The transcript has a single exon.
GGCGUGCUGACCGAUUUCGCGAAGCUGCGGCAGGGCUGCUGCUGAUCUAUGGGCAAGACACGGACGUAGCUGCUCAUUUUCCCAAUCCCAAUGUCCACCCCAAGCACAUCUUCCGCGACAAGCCAGCUGGCCGCGAUCGCCGGCCACAUUGACCGCGCCACCGACAUGGUGACCUCUCGUCUUGAGCACCAACGCUGCAUUGCGGCCGCCACUCUGGCCGCUUCCAAAUGGAUCAUGGCAACACACAAGGGCGGUGACCACUUGGAGCGCGUAAAGCAGUGUAAGCAGCGACUCGGUCAGUACCGUGCACGGGUGCUCGCGCAGUCGGAGCGGCUCACGCAGCUGCUCAUGGAGCUUGACACCAUCGAGAGCAACGGCGACGCGGCCAUUCGCGCCGAGCGCAAGCGCAGCGUGCACCGAAUCCAAGGUCUUUUGAAAGCGGCCGACGAGCUUUUGGUCAAGAGCGAGCGCCUUCUGGCGCUUGCCAACACUGUGUUGCUCGAGGCGCCGACUGCAGCUCCCUUGGUAUCCGAGCCUGUGCAGCACGACAACGAGGACCACAACAUGAAGCGCCUCCUCGAUACGUUGCCCUUGUGGACGCCCAACGCUCAUUUUGUCAACGCAGGCGAUAGCGUCGUGCUGCGUGUCGACCUCGCCGGUGUCCACGACGACUCGAUUGACGUCUCGGUCACGCCCGAGGGUCUCUUGCAGAUCGCUGGGUACAAGUUCCCGACACCGCGUGACAUUGCGUUCAUGCACACGCACCGGUGGGCGUCGCGUCCGCGCUUUGGGAAGUUCGUCGUUACCCACGAGUGGCCGCGUCACGUCUUUGAUGUGGCCAACCUCAGCUUCCGCCAGCUGCCGACAGGUGUGCUCGAAGUCGUGGCCGCUCGCCUUUCAACCCCAGCCUCGUACACCGUCCAGAGUGCAGCCACUCUUCCCAUGGCCCGACUUGUCGCGGGCUUGGCCUAGCUCUAAACCCCGCGAUUCCAAUGUGCAUAUUUAUCCUAUGGCCAACCGCCCAACUACAUAAUUUGUGUUUCAAACAAAAUCUACACUUUAUCGAAA